CGCUAUGACAUUCCUAACAGAAGUUACAUGCAGUUUUGUCUGUAAUUUUUUCCUAGGGGUCGCUAGAGCGCAAUUUUCAUUUUGGGGGAUUGGUUGCUUAAUAUGUUGGGAAGGUUUGCUAUACCGACGUGUGUGUCAAAUUUGGUGAGUUUUGAAGCAUGUUAAGGGGGUCAAAUUACAGCGCGUAGGUGCGGAAUAAUAAUAAAACACAGCAGUUUCAAUAGGGUCCUUUGCCCAUGGCAAAGGAAUAGAGGCAGCUCACUGGUAAGUGCUGCUAUUUGAGCUAUUUUUAGAACAGGCCAGCGGGCGACUCAUCCGCGUUGGUGACUCCUGACAUAGUCACGUGUUACCAGCACCCGGAAGUGGCACCAGUCCGCCGGCAACUUCAUCCCGCCCAGCAUCAAAUGUUCCAACUCUCUUCUCAACGCACGUUAAACGUCGGCGGGUCUUUGACGAGGAGGACUAGCAUUAGCACCGGCUAACAAGCUGUCAUCAGUUAGCCUGCUCGUCCUUUCAAGAGACAUGAUGCUGCUGGUGCUUGCAGCCCUCCUGCUGCUCUUCUGCACCCUGGACGUGUGGUACUUCCUGCGAGGGGCGCAGGUCUUCGUCACCACCUUCUUCCAGCCCAAGGUUAAGGACAUCCUGGCAGAGGGAAGUGUGCACGGCAUAGUCCUCCCCCACGACGUGGACUACAAAGGCCACAUGAACAACUCCCGCUACCUGAGGGAGUGCGACUUUGCCCGCUUCCACCACAACAUGUGCAACGGCAUCUUCAUGGCCUUGUUCAGGAUGGGGGCCAAAAUGGUGGUGGGGGCCUCCACCAUCCGCUACCGCCGCUCCCUGGCGUUCGGCGAGGCUUUCGAGAUCCGGACCAAAGUGGUGGGAUGGGAUGACAAGGCGUUUUACUUGGAGCAGCGCUUUGUGUCCAAGAAAGAUGGCUUCGUGUCGGCCGUGUUGCUCUGCAAGCAGAGUGUGGUGCGCAGCAGCCCCGAGAGCAUCAUUGACUUUGUCUGCAAAAGGAAGAUUGAAUGCCCUCCGCUCCCAGAUGACCUAAAGCACUGGAUCAGCUUCAUUUCGGCCAACAGUCAAGCCCUGAGAGCCGAGAGUGGCCUGGAGGAGAAGAACAAAGGCCGGGCUGCUUGAUUGGAGGUGCAUGUUGUCAGGGAAGAAAGCGCAACAAUCAGGACUGAAAGAUGCUGAUGAUGUUGCAGUGCAACUUUUUCAAAAAUGUGCAAUACAUCCUGAAUAUUAAUUAUGGUGUGAGCAAUUAUAAGCUGUAGGCUUUUAAAACCGUAAAAUACCUGAAAAAAAAUGCAUUACCACUUCAGUUUGUGACCAAAUUAUGGUAUUUAUGGGGAAAUAUUUAUAUAUGAAAGCUUCAGGUGUACUUUUGAAUGUUAUUUAUGUUGAUAAUGCACUGACACCAAAAAAUAUAUUUGGUAUUAAGUUUAAAGCGACGUCCUUUUUAUGUUGUUAGUUAUUUCAUGUUCAUUGUUUUUAAAAGCAUUUUAGAUUAAAAAUGCACCUUAAUCCUGGAUUGUGCCUGUCUUAUUUUGUCUUUCGCAUACAUUUUGUUAAGUACAUGUCAAUAAACUAAUGAGCACUAUAUACAAAGUUCCUGGACAACCAAGCUGGUUGUCAGCAUGCAAUGUUACAUUGGAAAAAAAAAUCAAGUAAUCUCUUUUCUUUUUUGCUGCCGAUGUCUUUAAUAUCAUGGGCGAAACCUUCAGAAUAAAAGCACAUUCGCAACUUGAA
This is a messenger RNA of Nerophis ophidion (straightnose pipefish), 1755 nucleotides long. Its product is annotated as protein THEM6. The coding region runs from base 523 to 1143 and encodes 206 amino acids. NCBI's taxonomy places the organism in Eukaryota, Metazoa, Chordata, Actinopteri, Syngnathiformes, Syngnathidae. The transcript has 5 exons. The record is from RefSeq and is a predicted model, not a curated record.